AUGGUGGCGACGGUGGCAGUGCUCUGGGUGGGCAAGGUGCUGCGGGUGGUCAAGUUCCCUGACUUCGACAGACAUGUCCCACGGCGUACAUUUCCUCUACCUCUUCUGUAUUUUGGGAACCAGAUCACAGGACUGUUCAGCACAAAGAAACUGAACCUGCCCAUGUUCACCGUCCUGAGAAGGUUUUCCAUCCUGUUUACGAUGUUUGCCGAAGGAUUCUUACUCAAGAAGAAGUUUUCCUGGAGCAUUCAGAUGACAGUAUUUGCUAUGAUCAUCGGUGCGUUCGUAGCUGCCAGUGCUGACUUGGCAUUUGAUCUGGAAGGAUAUAUUUUUAUCCUUAUUAACGAUGCCUUAACAGCUGCAAAUGGUGCCUAUGUCAAACAGAAGCUGGAUUCAAAGGAGCUGGGAAAAUAUGGUCUGCUCUAUUACAAUGCACUGUUCAUGAUCCUCCCCACCCUGACCAUUGCCUACUUCACAGGAGAUGCUCAAAAGGCAAUGGAGUACCAGGGCUGGGCAGAUACGUUCUUCCUCGUGCAGUUUACGCUAUCCUGUGUGAUGGGGUUUAUUCUGAUGUAUUCCACAGUCCUUUGCACUCAGUAUAACUCUGCUCUCACAACUACAAUAGUUGGCUGCAUUAAGAAUAUUUUAAUAACCUAUAUUGGAAUGGUUUUUGGAGGAGAUUAUAUUUUUACAUGGAUGAACUUCAUUGGUCUAAAUAUCAGUAUUGCUGGAAGCCUGGUGUAUUCCUACAUCACUUUCACCGAGGAACAAAUGAGCAAGGAGGCUGAUGCUGGCAGCAAGCUGGAUAUUAAAGGAAAAAGCUCUGUGUGA
Acanthisitta chloris (rifleman) is the source of this 831-nucleotide messenger RNA. RefSeq names its product UDP-N-acetylglucosamine/UDP-glucose/GDP-mannose transporter. Gene Ontology annotation, molecular function: GDP-fucose transmembrane transporter activity; antiporter activity. Gene Ontology annotation, cellular component: Golgi apparatus. The coding region runs from base 1 to 831 and encodes 276 amino acids. The transcript has 10 exons. The record is from RefSeq and is a predicted model, not a curated record. NCBI's taxonomy places the organism in Eukaryota, Metazoa, Chordata, Aves, Passeriformes, Acanthisittidae.